AUGUGGCCGCUGCGGGUCUACACCCGCAAGAGGCGGGCGGGCCAGAAGCUCAACCGAACUCCGACGCCAGAGCUCGGCCCGGCCGGGAAGGCGGAGGCCCCGCCGGGCCCGGGCUCGAGGCUCGGCCACGGCCCGAGCAGAGAAGGCGCGGCGCGGCGGCUGCCGAGGAUCGCGGAGACGGCGGAGCGGAGCCCGCGGGCAGGUGGCGGCCCCGGGCCGCGCAGCGCCCGGGUAAGAGUCACAGCGGAGAAAAGCCUGGAAGGAAGCAGCGCGGACGACGAGACGCGGGAAGGGAGGAUCGCUCCGCUGGGUGAGUCAGUGACUGACCUCCAGGUUGACAGUGGUUCAUCAAAUAGUGAACUAAUAUCAGGAUUAAGUUUGCAGCACGAUAUUUCCAGUUCUCUUCUGAGCUAUUCAAUCACAGACUCUUACACAGGAUGCGAGAGUGUUGAAGAGAGUUUAAGUAGCUUCCCAUCACCUGAACUGUUCAGAGGAUCAGAUUAUUUAGACUGGGAGUGUCCCAGAUUGGAAGACCACAUGCAAUGGAAGAAUUCCACUCUUCUGGACACCAGUAAAGCAGUGACAAUAGAGAAGGCACCACAGUUUUCAAAUCUCUCUGCAAUUUUAAGUCCCUCUUCAGAAGAUUAUCAGAAAUGCCGUAAUAAAAUAGUGAUGACAUUAGCAGACCAAAGUAUUUCUCCAAAACCAAAGUGUACUUCAAGGUCAGAAUCAGAUAAUGCAGCUUGUGAAGUUUUACUUGCUGAGAAAACUUGCCCUUCAACCCCUGCAAAAACACAGAAAAAACCUGAAAAAGAUUCUGAACAUAGAGAUACAAAUUUCCAAACAAAGCUAAACUCUCAUCUAAAAAUCAAGGUUCCAUCAUCCUACCAUAGGCCUGCUCUUGAGAGCAGCACAGGUGGACCAGCCUCGAACACCGCGCUGCCCCAGCCCCCGAAACCUGCACUGAAAACAAAUUCCAGUACUCUUGAGAAGAAAAACAGAGGCCUGUUAACAAGUACGCCAUCUUCGGAGGCAGCUGGUUUUGUGAUUGAUUUGUCCUCAGUGCAGAAAACAUCUUCUGAAGAAGUAUUUCCAAAUGUCAGCAAUUAUGUUAAUUCAAAUGAAAUUGUUGCUCUGUCAAGUUUGCAAGAACAUUCUUCCAAUGAGUUUCCUUCAAAUACAUCAGAAAUAUGUUGCAUUAUUAGAGCAUCACCAGGAACUAGACUAGUGAAAAGUAAAGGUGUUGUUGUAAAGAAGAAGAAGUACUCUCCUCCUAAAGAUGUUCCUCAAGGUGAUGUUAGCCUUACUGGACCAUGGACUCCCCUUCAAAUAGCAAAGACACGUCUCUGGUUCUCAAACUUGGUGCACCUCAUACUUCCCUGGAUCCGCCCCCGCCCCCGCGAGCCGGGCUCCGCGCCGUCGGCUCCGAUCCCGCUGCGGCCGGCCACGCGCGGGCCGGGCUCUCGGGCUCCCGGGCUCCCGGCUCCGCUCCCGCGCCAGGCGGAGGUGCGAGGCCGCACACGCCCGGGAGGGGCCGGCGGGGGUCGGCCGUCCGCGGUGCCCCACGCACCUCGCCUGUCGUGGAUGGGCGGAGUCAAAAGCUUCUUCACCCGAAGGGCCCUGGCGCCGUCCCCGCGUCACCCUGCCGCGGCCACCCCCACCGGGAAGCAGCGGGGCCCCCGAGCACCUUCCCGUCCUCGCCCCUCAGCCCACGCCCCGCCCCGCGCGCUGCCACGUGACGGGAUCCACCAGCCGGCCUAUGAGCGCCGGCUCCGCCCCACGCCCCCGCCUUGCCCUCAGCUCCGCGCGGUGCCACGUGACGCGGCUCACCGCCAGCCAAUGAGCGCCGGCCUUGCCGUGCGCCCCGCCCCGCGCGCCGUGGCCGUUUGA
Messenger RNA from Lemur catta (Ring-tailed lemur), 1890 nucleotides. It is a transcript of the gene MEIKIN, whose product is annotated as meiotic kinetochore factor. The record is from RefSeq and is a predicted model, not a curated record. Gene Ontology annotation, cellular component: kinetochore. The coding region runs from base 1 to 1890 and encodes 629 amino acids. The transcript is spliced from 15 exons. Gene Ontology annotation, biological process: female meiosis chromosome segregation; homologous chromosome segregation; meiotic sister chromatid cohesion, centromeric. NCBI's taxonomy places the organism in Eukaryota, Metazoa, Chordata, Mammalia, Primates, Lemuridae.